AUGCCCUUCCUGGAGCUGGACACCAACCUGCCCGCCGCCCGCGUGCCCGCGGGGCUGGAGAAGCGGCUCUGCGCGGCCGCCGCCGCCAUCCUGGCCAAGCCCGAGGACCGCGUGAACGCGACGGUGCGGCCCGGCCUGGCCAUGGCGGUGGGCGGCUCGGCCGAGCCCUGCGCGCAGCUGACGGUCUCCUCCAUCGGCGUGGUGGGCACGGCGGAGCAGAACCGGGACCACAGCGCCCGAUUCUUCGAGUUCCUCACGAAGGAGCUGUCGCUGGGCCAGGACCGGAUACUUAUCCGCUUUUUCCCCCUGGAGCCCUGGCAGAUUGGCAAGAAGGGGACGGUGAUGACGUUUUUGUGA
Messenger RNA from Pipistrellus nathusii (Nathusius's pipistrelle), 357 nucleotides. The record is from the annotation of a GenBank genome assembly. Lineage: Eukaryota; Metazoa; Chordata; Mammalia; Chiroptera; Vespertilionidae.